Molecule: messenger RNA, 2626 nt
Organism: Nannospalax galili (Upper Galilee mountains blind mole rat)
Lineage: Eukaryota; Metazoa; Chordata; Mammalia; Rodentia; Spalacidae
Gene: A3galt2
Product: alpha 1,3-galactosyltransferase 2
Exons: 6
Coding region: 57-1094 (345 amino acids)
Biological process (GO): carbohydrate metabolic process
Cellular component (GO): membrane; Golgi apparatus; vesicle
Molecular function (GO): hexosyltransferase activity
Source: RefSeq, a predicted model, not a curated record
UUCCCCAUCCCCAGCUGCGAAAGUUCCUGGCAGGUUAUCUCAACUGGUUUCUCUCUAUGGCUGCCCAGGGAUUCAGAGCUAGGAAGAAACUCUUGUGGCGGCUGAUCCUGUCUGCACUAGGCCUCUUGGGCCUCUAUGGAUAUGGACACCCUAUGCUCAGGUACCUGGAAGCCUUCAUUCCCAUGGGCAUCUGCCCCACAGACAUAAUGCCUCUGCUGAGAGACAACUUCACAGGUGACCUGCGCCACUGGGCCCGGCCUGAAGUCCUGACCUGUACCUCCUGGGGAGCCCCCAUUAUUUGGGAUGAUACCUUCGACCCAGAUGUAGCCCAGCAAGAGGCUAGAAGGCAAAAUCUCACCAUUGGGCUGACUGUCUUUGCUGUAGGCAGGUACCUGGAGAAGUACCUGAAGCAGUUCCUGGAGACAGCGGAGCAGCACUUCAUGGUGGGCCAGCGCGUGGUGUACUAUAUAUUCACGGAGCGGCCGGAAGCAGUGCCCCACGUGGCAAUGGGCGUCGGUCGCCAGCUGAGAGUGGAACGCGUGGUGCGCGAGAGGCGCUGGCAAGACGUGUCCAUGGCGCGCAUGCGCACACUGCACGAGGCGCUAGGCGGGCGGCUGGGUAGGGAGACUGACUACGUGUUCUGCCUGGACGUGGACCAGCACUUCGUCGGCCACUUCGGCCCCGAGGCGCUGUCCGAUUUGGUGGCGCAGCUUCACGCCUGGCACUACCGCUGGCCGCGGUGGCUGCUGCCCUACGAGCGGAACGCACGUUCUGCUGCCGCGCUCUUCUCCGGGGAGGGCGACUUCUAUUACCACGCGGCGGUGUUCGGGGGCAGCGUGGCGGCGCUGCGCCAGCUGACGGCCCACUGUGUGCUUGGCCUGCAGCAGGACCAGGAGCGCGGCAUCGAGGCGCUGUGGCACGACGAGAGCCACCUCAACAAGUUCUUCUGGCUGCACAAGCCCACCAAGUUGCUGUCACCCGAGUUCUGCUGGGCUCAGGAAAUCGGUUGGAGGACAGAGAUUCACCACCCUCGCCUGCUCUGGGCACCCAAGGAGUACGCACUGGUAUCAAGAUUCCUGAGACCUGGACAGUGACCUGAGUCACAACUACCGUGCCGGCAGUAUCUGAGACUAAAGGCUUGACUGCUGCCUGGAACUUUCCCAGUGACCAGGGCCUGCGGCUUGUCUUCUCUGGGUCACCACAGCCAUCUUUUCUUCUUCAGCGCCAGCUCUCCAUCCUCUUUGCCUCUGUUGUCCCUCUUGUUCCUACCCUGGCCUCUCUCUUCAACUGUUCUUUCUGGCUCAGGCAGCCAGCUGGCUCAGCAGCCGGGCCACAGACCCAGUCAGUUCUGCCUCUCCACGGCCAAGAAAUAAGCUGCCCUGCCGGUUGCAGCUUGGCCUGCCAACUGCUCCGCUGCCACUGCCUCUACUUUCUUCAUGUCGCCAGUUCAGCCCUUGCUACUAAACAGGCAAGAAAAGGCCUCUCAAGAGAAGCCUUUUAUUGGCCUAAUGAUGCGAAACCAGGGGAAGCGGCACAGGACAGCUGGAUCACUCAGGGAGUCAGUCAGCACCUGCUGAUGUAGCCAGAGAAGGAAUGAUUGAACUAAUCACAGCCUUACCUCUUUACACCACUUAAACCAGCCGCUUCUGCUGGGUGGCCGUGGGAAGUGCUCCCCUCUGAGGCCUGGGUAGAGUUCACAGAGCCUUUGACAGCAAAGUCUGGUACAAACUGUCUCAGCCAACCCUCCUUAAGGCCACGCCUUCAGGAGUCAGGGCAAUGAGCUGUGAUUGUUAUGCAGUUUUCUCAGGGUGUCCAUGGAGUGUUCCAGAUGACUGGUGCUGGCCUAAUGAUGGGCUGGCUUGAGGCACCCAGGCAGCAAGGGAGACUCUGACAGCUGCUAAUUUGAGAGCCAAGUUGCCCCGUCCCCUAGUCUUUGCUUAUUUAUAGGACACCAGACAUCAGAAGGAAAUGUUUACAGUAAGAGCUCAAAGAACUUGGACUGGAGAGAUGGCUCAGCAGUUAAAAGCACUAGCUGUUCUUGCAAAGGACCCAGGUUCAAUUCCCACAUGGUGGCUAACAACCAUCCGUAACUCCAGUUCCAGGGGAAUUCAACACUCUCUUCUGACCUCCCUGGGCAUUGCAUGACAUACAUGCAGGUAAUAUACUCAUACACAUAAAAAAAGAUAAAAUAUAUUUUAAAAAGAACUGGAGGAACUUAUUGUUCACACUAAUAAUUAUUUGAACAGAUUUCCAGCAAUGCCUAAUACCAUUCAGCAUCCCAGGAAGAAGUAGGUCCCCUCCUCUAGCUCCCUUUCACCCCUGACCUUCCUAAAUUUAGCUAGUGCCUCUUGAACUGAUGUUUUAGCCCAGCUUUCCUGCUCUUUAAAAUAAGUCUGAGACACAGAGAGAGACCAUAACUGCCCAGACAAGGGAUCUACUGGAGGUCUUAAUGAUAUCAGCAGCUGGAGCAUGAGGACGUGUCCCUCCAGCCCUGUCCAGCUCCCUUCAGAAGUGGAUCACUGAGAGAAAACAGCAGGCUUUCCAGUCAGUGGCUCUGCCUUGUUAUCUUCCCUGUCUGUAAGCAUAGCUUGUGCGUAUUUGAGUAAUAUUAUAAUAAAUAAGUCAU